CGUUAUCGUUAUCCGGAUGAUUAGCCGGUCCGCACCCAAAGGGGUCCCGCUAACAUUUUUCCCUACGCGGAACCUCAAUGCACCAGAGGUCGCAUACCAGGCCAUUUGACAUUUCCUCGAAAUUAUUGUACACAAUAUCAUCUACGCCCUCGCCAUCGGCACAACAAUGAGAUCGUUAGGCGAGAGAUUAGUCAACCUCCGCACGAAGGUUAUGAACCUUCGAUGCGGCCCGGGCGCUGCUAUCUUCCCCGAAGAAGUCACAAGAAUACACAUGGACUUUUCCAAUAAGACACAGGGUGGUAACAUGGGAGCCAAGAAAUUCUGGCGCGAAUGCCUUCCUCGACUUAAGUUUCACAACCCAGCAACCCCGAUGAUUGUGAACCGACACCCACAAGAAACCGUCUCCCCCCUCCUGUCGAUAUACCUGCGCAACUCUACGCCUGCGACUACACUUGGGCCCCUCGUUCAGCCAGCCUCGUCCCGCGACGGAAUUUCAAAAGCAGCUCAGCCUUCUCCGCAUGAGCGUGUUGUCACUAUUGACAUGAAGGACAAGCAUUCAUCUCAGAUCCUCGAACAGUUACUAGCAGAAACCCGUGCGGUAGCCGUUGAACCCACAGCAGAGGACAGUGCUGAACUACAAGCGCUUGAGCGUGGAAAGAAACGGUCUGAGAAGGAUCGCGCACGCGUGCAGACUCUGAAGGAUGCCAAGCAGAGAGAAGAGGAAAUGCUGAAGAGAGCCAGAGCUGCCGGCGGAAUCGUAGAAGAUGCGGCUUAAGAUGUACAUCUAUCGAUGUACUUGUACAACAGAAAUUCAUUCAUAUCCAAGGUUUAAAAGGUUGUGUAAAUAUAUUAACGCUGUAGCAUAAUUGAACAACAUACAAAUACAAGUUAGAUCGUGCCAUCAGAGUGCAUUUCGAAACACAAACGGGUAUCAUUCAUUACUAUUAUUCGGCAAACAUAGGCCUCAUUCCGUAGCAUCGUGCUAUACGGGCUAAGUUGAUCUUUGACUGAAGUUAAAAGGGAAAGGAAGUUGCGUUACUUCAAUCCAAAGCCCUCGCUUUCGUGCACAGCUCGCCAGACCAUGUAUUCAAGCUUUUCCUUUGAGUCGUAGCGCCAGAGGGAAAGUUGGUUAAAACAGGUUCUUGCAAUCGGAAAUCGGUCUUGAUUGUCUCCGAGGCAUGAUAUCUUGAUGGACAAUGCAGAUGCACCGGUAGCUGGUAGACGAUCGCUGCCUGUUACAAAGAGGAGCAAACGUCGCUGAUCGUUGGGUCCAGCUUGUUGUAAAGACUCCCAAAACCAGUCAAUGACAGGCUCAGAGCCAUCCGGCUGCUUCGUACCCCAAUUAUCAUAGACUGCGACUGCCCUUAGAGCGGCUACAUCAAGGGGUUCAUCAGAGCCUCGGACUAGUAGCUCAAUCUCCUCAGGCCGAAAAAGAGAGAACGCAUUUCCACCACAGACGGUAUAAAAGCCACGUUUGAAAGCCUCAUAUUGCCGAUGAACGGAUGUUUCCAACACAUACCGGACGUAGAGGUCAACAUACUCUCGUCGGUUAGAGUUGGUAACAGGCUUUUUAUCGCCGCCAGCGCAAAGUGGAAUGGGGAUCUUGUAGCCAUAUUUAUCCGUCUCUAUAACGAAGUCAAGCGAAAAUACGCUCUCAACGUCUCCGUUAUAGUCCAGCAACUGCUGUAGCCCUCUUGCAACUCUGGGUUGAUAUUCAGCCAAGUGUUCCAGUGUAUACUUCAUAUUCCGCGCGGCUUGGCUCAAUUGAACGCCACUGUAAAGUGGUGCCGAUGUAAGCAGCUUGCGAAACGUAAAUGGAGGUAAUGGGACAUCCAAAAUCGUACUGUUAUAAAUAGCCAGGCCAACCACAACGCCAACAAGGAAGAACUGGUCUGACGUUUCAAAGGUGUUGGGGUUGAAGUAGCAGUACUUGGAAUCUUCAUCAUACAAAAACAGGCCUAAAUAGAGUAAGUAAGCGGCCAUGAAUGUCCAUCGUGCAUAUAUAUGGCUUACCGUGGUCUGGAUGGAAUACUUCUCUCACUAAGAGCAGAAACCACUCUUUUCGCAGGCCUCCUCCAUCAAUACCAUCUUCACCAACGAACGUAAUACGUAGGCCUUUUUUGAGAUCAUCACUACCACUUCCAAGCACUUGGCUAACGGCGCCAAGGCUAUCUUCAACCAGACAAUCCCGACGAACAUCCAAUAACAGAUACUGAUUUACAUUUUUGUUGCUCAAAAUGUUAUCAAGAAGUGCGUCUCGAGCUUUCAACUGCAUCUGUCGUCGAGUUUCGUGCCCCAAAAUUUGAAUUUUUGCCCAAAUGCUCAUUAAGAAUGGAUACUGGCAAAAGGAAAACGAGCUUUUCUUCGUUUCCCAGGCCUCAAAAUCUGCAUGGAGGUCAACAUAAUCUACCAUUGAAACAUAGAAAUCGCUGGCUGGAAGGCCCCGUCGUUUUCUCGAAGAAGCUCGAUGGUGUGUGUUCUCAUUGGCUGCAAAUAUGAUAGCCAGAACUUUUGCUGCUGCAUUAACUUGCCAAUCUUCAGCGUAAGUAAUCAGCUUUGUCUGUGUUUGGGUUUUCUUUGUCGGGCGUAGCACACUAAGUUCGUCGUGAAUAUAAUUCCCAUUACGUCCAAUCUGCAUUUCUGGGACAAGGUCGCCCGUGAAGUCAACCUUGCCUGGCUUAAGGUUCUGUUUCUUUUCCUGGUGUCGCAGCAGCCUAUACGUUAGAAAGCUAGACGUAAAGUCUUUGAUUCUAACAAAACGGUGCCAUUCACACCUGCUUAGCCAGGACGUAAGGCGUUGGUGGCAUUCUGGUGGUGAGUUGGAUAUGAGACCAAUUAUACGCUUGAUUAUUCCGGAGUGCUGGCCGGAAAGGGGUCCGGACGAUGCAGUUUCUCUAUUGCUGCUUUCCUUCCCAGGCAGAGGUCUUUUGUCUCCUGAGGCAUUACGAAACUUAUGAUUCGAGUGCAGCAGAGGGUUCUCAAGAAGAAUGAUCAAGAAAUGCAUAUCCUCCGGAUGUCUGAGGGGUUUUCCUGGACGCUUCAGGAGGUUCUCAGUCCACUUCAAAAGACAACCUUGUACAUGUUCUUGAGCAACUAAAAUAUCCCUCUCCAGAACCGCGACCUGAUGGUCCGACGGCGGCGAGAAGCCGGGGAGGUUUGAGACUUCCUCAAAGGCAGAAACCCAUGUUGCCCCAGCUUUGGUCACCAUGGAAUACCAUUCAGCCAAGUUUUCCCAAUGGACUUCAUGAAACCGAGAGGUCUUCUUUAACGGUGGUGAACUCCUCUCAUCCGUGGCAGUAUCGCGGUUCUGCUCCUGCCAAGCUCUCUCACCGUCAUUUAUCCACCACAUGCUAUUUUCUGCAACGUCACCUAACAUUAGCAGCCUGGGAUCAAGAUCAGAGAAAUGUACGUCUUGAGAUUGCGGCUGGCCAGUGCCUUUGUUGUCAGUUGUCCUUUGAGUGCUACUAGUCGUUACGGGUUUCCGUGGUAUAGCAAACUGGCCGUUGGUCGAAACAGAGGCUGGCCCCGGAGUUCCUUGUCUGCGAAAGGAGGCAUUGAGAGUAUCUAUAGUUCGAGAACUAGCAAUGAUAUAGUCCUCGAGCUCUUUAAAAAUACGCUUUGGCUCAAUUUUAAGAGCACAAUCUCCAACGCCGAGUCUUUGAUGGUAAAGUUGCGGGCGUUGGUCGUGGGAUGAUGAAUAUGAGCGGCUUGACAACGUAUUUGGUCUUGGUUCAUCCAACUGCAAACUCGAGAGAUCCUGGAACUGAAAGUUGAAUUGCGCUAGAUGAUUCGGUGGUAGCUGUGCGGAGCCCGCGUCUCGUUGCGGCCCUACAUUAAAUUUUUGGACCAUGUAGGAAUGAAGGCAGUUUUUGAUGAUACGCUUCGUUUGCUGCAAAGAUAUCGCCACUGGGGCAUAACUCUGAUUCUCACUUCCUUGGCGUUGGUUAUUUUGUCUCGGGGAAAGAUCGUUAACUGUCAAGCAAAUCGUGCAUUUGAAGAUAUCUAGGUUUCUGGGCCAUCGGACUAAAGAGUUGCAUGUCAUACAAUGUCCAGAAACAAAGUCUUUGUUAUUAUUGCUUGACGUCUGCCCAGCAGUUGUCCUUUUUAUUUCCAUUGGCCGCUUAGAUUGGUUCGAAGGUCCAGCUUCUACGCCAAUACCGGCAGCAGAGUUUUGCCUGGGUUUUGACCUAUCAAACUGAGUCGGUAUUGGGUUGCUGAUUGACCUUCGAUGAAGUGUGCGAGAAUCGACACCAGUCAAGGCAGGUAAUCGGUUGCUUCCGCGGGUCCCAUCUGUACUCGUUCGCCCGUAGCCAUCGUCUCGGGCGACGACCAACGCAUCGUCAGCCCCGGGCCUCAUCAGUCCUUUGCCACCUCUGGGCGAUAACCAGGAUGGCAUGGUUAGGGAUUAAUGGCGGGAUUGCUGUAUUCCAAGCCUUUCCCCCUGACCCUGCUAGCAAGGUCAGGAAACGCCCACGACAGGAAGAUAUCAAGCGAGUAUGGAGGGCCAGGAUGCCCUUAUUGUGGCGCAAGGGUUACGAAGCGCGCAUCGGCUGUAGAAUAACCAAUAACGGCAAACAACGAUAGGCUGUAAAGUAUUCGAGUGACGUAAUGGACUGUGUGAGACCAGUAGAUUAUAUGAUAUGAUGCAGCCGCUUUGUAGGCGCAGCGGUAAUGUUUGGACGGC
Molecule: messenger RNA, 4684 nt
Organism: [Torrubiella] hemipterigena
Lineage: Eukaryota; Fungi; Ascomycota; Sordariomycetes; Hypocreales; Clavicipitaceae
Source: the annotation of a GenBank genome assembly